UGGAUCAACACCAUGGCGAUCUCAAGAGGAUACCGCAUGCUUGCGUGCAUUGCAGUGCUAUGCUUUGCGUACACUGUCAUUGCCGAAAAGGCGCGUCUGCCCGACAUUGAUGCUCAAUUGAUAGCUCGCAUGAGCACGCAAGAGAUUGAGGAUCAACUACAGCACUGCCCCAUAAUCGAAGGCCUUACCGCCCACAAAGCCGCCCACGCCCCAACGACAUCCUCUUCCCUGCAAAAUGCCUUCAGCAUCCUGUUCCCCUUCGCGAGUCCGGCCUACAAUGCCCUCAUGGGAACCCUCUACAUCUCCGGCCCGCCCAACUUCCUCCUCGCCCUUUGCCCGCCGAACAUCGACCCGAGCAGCUUGAACGUCAUGGUGGCCUUCGCCGUGGGAGGACUUCUAGGAGACACCUUCUUCCACCUAUUGCCGGAGAUCUUCCUGGGAGAGGUCCCAGAAGGAGAAGUUAAAGCAGUGCUGGUAGAGCCGAACAAGAACCUUCUCCUGGGAGUUGCCAUCAUGAUUGGCUUCGUCACAUUCGUGGCCAUGGACAAAGGCCUGCGCAUCGCAACAGGUGGAGGAGAUGGACAUUCGCACUCGCACUCCCACGACGCCAGCGCCAACACCCCGGCUUUAGCAUCGACAUCUUCCACCGAUCUGGACAACAAGACCUCCCUCCGCAACCGCAAAGACGUCAAGUCCAAAACCUCUUCCUCCACUCCGGUGGUAGCAGAUCCCAAACCCUCAGUGAAACUCUCUGCCUACCUCAACAUCAUUGCCGACUUCACCCACAACAUCACCGAUGGCCUAGCGAUGUCUUCCUCCUUCUACGCCUCCCCCACUCUCGGCGCGACCACCACCCUCGCAGUCUUUUGUCAUGAAAUCCCGCACGAAGUCGGGGACUUUGCACUACUAAUACAGGGAGGUAUGAGUAAACGCACGGCCAUGGGACUGCAAUUCGUCACCGCGCUGGGAGCGGUGUUGGGCACAUUCAUCGGAAUCGCGGUGCAGGAGGUCGGAGGGAAUGCAGCGAGUGCUGCUGCGACAGGAGUAGAGACAGUUGGGAAUGUUGGUAUUUGGGGCACGAGUUUGAUGGCGGGCGAUCUUUUGUUGCCGUUUACGGCGGGUACGUUCCUGUAUGUGGGUACAGUGGGAGUGAUUCCGGAAAUGUUGGAGACGGGACCGAAUCGAUGGAAGGAGUUGAGGAGUAUGGGAAUGCAGUUUGCGGCUAUGGCUGCUGGGGCGGGAAUCAUGCUUGCGAUCUCUUGGGACUAAGCGGUCGCGGUUAUGUCGACAAGAGAAUUUGGGAUAUCGCCGUGGAAUAGAGAUUGUGAUGCACACGCAGACUCCGUGAGGUCCUGGCGAGAGAAGCUCGAGUCAUCCAUGCAGCGCCGUGCGAAGGCAAUGGGGAGAUGACAUCUUGAGCAACGAUAUCAUGUCAAUAGAUACAGAUAUACAGCUCCUCAUCUUC
Messenger RNA from Zymoseptoria tritici IPO323, 1465 nucleotides. RefSeq lists its product as uncharacterized. The transcript is spliced from 3 exons. Bases 13 to 1269 code for a protein of 418 amino acids. Gene Ontology annotation, biological process: zinc ion transmembrane transport; intracellular zinc ion homeostasis. Gene Ontology annotation, molecular function: zinc ion transmembrane transporter activity. Gene Ontology annotation, cellular component: membrane. The record is from RefSeq and is a predicted model, not a curated record. NCBI's taxonomy places the organism in Eukaryota, Fungi, Ascomycota, Dothideomycetes, Mycosphaerellales, Mycosphaerellaceae.